Molecule: messenger RNA, 1941 nt
Organism: Oncorhynchus masou masou (cherry salmon)
Lineage: Eukaryota; Metazoa; Chordata; Actinopteri; Salmoniformes; Salmonidae
Product: programmed cell death protein 6-like
Exons: 6
Coding region: 85-675 (196 amino acids)
Molecular function (GO): calcium ion binding
Source: RefSeq, a predicted model, not a curated record
CUGUGGUAACUCGUGACGACCGAACGUCAGUGUCAGAUUAAAACGAGUAUAGGGUAGUGUAGCACAAAUUAUAAAGGUUUUAAAAUGGCAUAUAAUUCCGGUAGUCCGUAUAGAGGAGCUCCACAACAACAACAACAACAACAAUACAACAACGCAGCGCCGGGACCGGAUCAAGGUUUUCUUUGGAAUAUAUUUCAGAGAGUGGACAAGGACAGGAGCGCCGUGAUAUCAGACACAGAGUUGCAGCAGGCCUUAUCGAACGGUACAUGGACCCCAUUCAACCCAGUGACGGUCCGAUCAAUCAUAUCCAUGUUUGACAGGGAGAACAAAGGAGGGGUGAACUUCAAUGAGUUUGCGGGCGUGUGGAAGUACAUCACGGACUGGCAGAACAUCUUCCGCACCUACGACAGAGACAACUCGGGCUUCAUCGACAAGAACGAGCUGAAGCAGGCACUGACUGGAUUCGGGUAUCGUCUCUCAGACCAGUUCUACAAUACUCUCAUAGAGAAGUUUGACAGGCAGAGGAAGGGACAAGUGGCCUUCGAUGACUUCAUCCAAUGUUGUAUCGUUCUACAGAGGUUGACCGACGUGUUCAGGAGGUACGACACGGACCAAGACGGCUGGAUCCAGGUUUCCUAUGAACAGUAUCUAUCCAUGGUGUUCAACGUUGUAUAGUAAAAACAAGAGCAGAACUGGACACAAUUGUGCCAAAGCCAAAUCCUUCCCACCUCCACAACAUGUCUUCCUGGAUAAAGAUGACCAAAACACAAGUGGACUGGGACUCUGGGUUAGGAUAUAACAACAUUACGUACUGUCUGUCAUUGUUUAUAAUGUUUGUUUAAUAUCUGAAUCUUCUCUUGAUAAUGGUAAAGGCCUGAAUAUCUGUGUUAAGGUAAACCUGCAUUGUACAUAUCAUUUAGGACAAAUACCUGCAUGCUUCCGGGGGACUUCUGCCAAUGUUCAAAGCAUGCCCUCUAUCUCAGAUCUAUUUUGCUGAAGCCAUGUUUACAAACACUGUGACAGCAGGUUAUGGUGGGGCACAACGCCUGCUUUUAGAUUCACUGACAUGCCAGCUAACGCCAUAUUUCUAUAGUCUUAUUUUUAAUCAGCAAAUGCAUUUAAAAAAAGUUAGAGCCUAUUAGGAUUUUGGGUAAAAUAAGCGUAUGCCUUUGUAUUGCUUUCUUUGUGUGUGCAUGAUGCCUUAAACUGUAUAAAUGCAAGAUGAACAUCUUUUGUUAAAGAAACCUGAAAAAAAGUUGUGAGCUCUGAAUUGAGUGUGUGGUGAACAAAGACUAAACAGUUUUGCUGUUGAGGCAACAGUGUAAUUUAUUACUGUAUACAAUUAUUGACGGAAGAUGGUCAAUGUCGUCCUCUGUAUCUCGGUUAGCAGAGCGUGGUGCUUGCAAUGCCAGGAUAGUGAAUUUGAUUCCCGGGACCACCCAUACAAUAUGUUAAAUAUAUGCAUGACUAAGUUUCUUUGGAUGAAAGCCAGUGCUAAAUGGCAUAUUAUAGAAUUGUCAUGAUUUAUCGUAUGGUACAAACCUUUGAAAGAUUUGUGAAGAGGUAGAUUUAGUCCGAGAGGAGUAGAGCACCACAGUGGAGCUGUUGUAAUAGCCAUUAAACCUAAUGGUGACACAGGGAAAUGGAAUCCCCUAUGGGAGAAAUGAAUGGUGGAACAACAAUUGGAACCAUUUCCCUGUUUGACUGCUAGGUUUUAUGGCUAUUGUGGUACUCUAUAGGUGGUUAAGCACUUCAUUUUUCUCCAGAAAAUGAACCUCUGUACAGCGAUGUGCACUGCAGUGCAAGAAAUGGCGCAACUUUGCCCUCUCCUGUCUGCUUUGGUGUAUUUACACCAGUGAAGAGUAUCUUCCUUCCACGUUUGCGAAGUUUCUGGGGGAACUUGCGAGGUGUUGCACAUUUGUUAGUAAACAUUUGAAAGUU